Messenger RNA from Peromyscus californicus insignis, 1542 nucleotides. It is a transcript of the gene Slc2a7, whose product is annotated as solute carrier family 2 member 7. Lineage: Eukaryota; Metazoa; Chordata; Mammalia; Rodentia; Cricetidae. The transcript has 12 exons. Gene Ontology annotation, cellular component: membrane. The record is from RefSeq and is a predicted model, not a curated record. Gene Ontology annotation, biological process: monosaccharide transmembrane transport. Gene Ontology annotation, molecular function: hexose transmembrane transporter activity. Bases 1 to 1542 code for a protein of 513 amino acids.
AUGGAGAACAAGGGGACAGGGACGCCUCUGCCCACACCACACAAGAAAGGGCGCCUGCAGUCCACGCUGGUCCUGACUACCCUAAGUGCAUCCUUUGGCUCAGUCUUCCAGUACGGCUACAACAUCGCUGUGAUCAACACACCUCACAAGGUCUUCAAAUCGUUUUACAAUGACACGUACUUUGAACGGCAUGGAAGAUUCAUGGACGAGAAUUCCCUGUUGCUCCUGUGGUCUUGCACUGUCUCCAUGUUCCCUCUGGGAGGCGUGUUCGGGUCCUUGAUUGUUGGCCUAAUGGUCAACAAGUGGGGCAGAAAAGGAACAUUGCUGAUCAACAAUAUCUUCGCCAUCACCCCUGCCAUCCUGAUGGGAGUCAGUAAAGUGGCCCGGGCUUUUGAGCUGAUCAUCUUGUCUCGAGUGCUGGUGGGGAUCUGUGCAGGCAUCUCCUACAGUGUUCUCCCCAUGUACCUGGGAGAACUGGCUCCCAAGAACCUGAGGGGGACGUUAGGGACAAUGACGGAGGUAUUUGUCAUCAUCGGAGUCCUCCUGGCACAGAUAUUCAGUCUGCAAUCCAUCCUGGGCAAUGCCACAGGCUGGCCGAUCCUCUUGGCUCUCACGGGGGUCCCUGCGCUGAUUCAGCUUCUCUCGCUGCCCUUCUUCCCCGAGAGCCCCCGUUACACCCUGAUUGAGAAAGGGGACGAGAAAACGGCAAGACAAGCUCUAAGGAGGCUGCGAGGUUGCAACUACGACGUGGAGGCCGAGAUGGAAGAAAUGCGCGAGGAGGAGCGCAAGGAGCGAGAGGAGGGUCGCCUGUCGGUACUCAACCUCCUCACCUUUCGGCCCUUGCGCUGGCAGCUGAUCUCUAUCAUCGUGCUCAUGGCGGGUCAGCAGCUGUCUGGGAUCAACGCGGUCAACUACUAUGCGGAUAUCAUCUACACCUCGGCUGGUGUGGACCCCACCCAGUCCCAGUACGUGAUAGUGGGCUCUGGUGUGAUCAACUUGGUGAUGACUGUCGUCUCGGCAGUCAUCGUGGAGCGUCUGGGGCGGCGGAUUCUCCUGCUGUCUGGCUAUGGCAUCUGUGGCUCUGCCUGCCUGGUGCUGACUGUGGCCCUCCUCCUUCAGAGCACAGUUCCUGAGCUGUCUUACCUCGGCAUCGUCUGCGUCUUCGCCUACAUCGUGGGACAUUCCAUCGGGCCCAGUCCUGUCCCCUCCGUGGUGAGGACAGAGAUUGUCCUGCAGUCCUCUCGGACAGCUGCACUCACGGUAGAUGGAGCUGUGCACUGGCUCACCAACUUCAUCGUAGGCUUGGCAUUCCCAUCCAUCCAGGUGGCCAUCGGGCCUUACAGUUUCCUCAUCUUCUCUGCUCUCUGCGUCCUCACUGCUGCUUACAUCUACGUGGUAAUUCCUGAAACCAAGGGCAAGACAUUUGUGGAGAUAAACUGCGCUUUUGCCAAGAGAAAUGGAGUGGAGUUUCCAGAAGAGAAAGAUAGAACGAUGGCCGAGCCUCACACACCUUCUCUGCCUGGCAAGCAAACAUCCUUUUGA